Caenorhabditis remanei is the source of this 1203-nucleotide messenger RNA. RefSeq lists its product as uncharacterized. The coding region runs from base 1 to 1203 and encodes 400 amino acids. The transcript is spliced from 7 exons. The record is from RefSeq and is a predicted model, not a curated record. NCBI's taxonomy places the organism in Eukaryota, Metazoa, Nematoda, Chromadorea, Rhabditida, Rhabditidae.
AUGAUUCGAGACUUGCUGGCUCUUGUCAUAGCAGUGGACAGAACUUUUGCCACGUACCUCCCAGUAACUUUUUACAAAUAUCGAAAAGUUAUUCCUACAUUCGCUAUCAUAACUCUGGUACUCUCGAAUUUCUUUCCCGACAUCUAUGUGUUAUAUAUCUACUGUGAGAAUGGAAUCGAUCUCCCACCCGGAUGUGUAACUAUGCUAUGUGCUCCUUCAGUGUGCUACAUCUCCUAUUGGUUGAACUAUGAAUCGGCCAAUCGACUUGUUCUAAUCGACGCAUUCAUCCUCAUCCUUUUCAACUUGACACCUACAAUAAUUUUGUCACUUUUCCGUGAUUCUGCCGAAUAUUUGGGACCAUUGAAUGCGUUUUUCAAAACGUUUGGAUUUGUUGUGGAGUCUUCCAAAGCAAUCAAAAAAGCGCCAGAUCUUUAUUUAUUUUAUUGCAAAUUUGGAUUGGAUCUACUCAUCAGUAUUGUCAGUUUCUUAAAGCUGACAACUUAUGCAGUAGCUAUGACAAGUCUUGUUAAUUUUCUUAUGGUUAAUCAUUGGCUCACAUUUCUUGUAAUUUGGCCAAUCAGUUUUCUUAGCUCUCUUCGCGCCAUCCUUGUGUUCUUCAUCGCUCUGGAUAGGACUUGUGCCACGUACGUCCCGAUUCUUUUCUUCAAAUAUCGGAAACUCAUCCCACUUUACCUGAUCAUUGGAAUUGUCUUAUCCUAUUCUUUGGUCGACAGUUCCGUUGCAUUCAUAUUCUGUCGAAUCGACUUGAACACCCCAACCGACUGUGUCAACGGAUUAUGUGUACUCGGUGCUUGCUAUCAGAAUUAUUGGUUGGAGUUUCAACAGGUUUUCUAUGCAUUGAUUAUUGCCCUUACUUUGAUGUUAUGCUUAAAAUUAUUCGUAUGGAAUAAGUUGAAGAAACAGAAUAUCAAUCAAGAUUUAAGACGGGCAAAUCGUCUUGCCUUGAUUGAUUCCGCCAUACUUAUCGUUUUCGACUGGCUCCCACCGAUCGCUCACACUGUGUUCCCCGAUUUUUUCGACUAUGUGGGAGCCAUAAAUACAGUAUCCCAGACGUUUGGAUUCAUGGUUGAAGCAUAUCUAGUUACUAUAAAUUUGCGUAAGAAAUACCGAAUUACUAAUACAACAACUUCUGGAAAGUUUAUGAACCGAUCAACAUUGGGAGAUACGAGUGACUACAACUAA